Mytilus californianus (California mussel) is the source of this 2251-nucleotide messenger RNA. RefSeq lists its product as uncharacterized. The record is from RefSeq and is a predicted model, not a curated record. The coding region runs from base 56 to 2113 and encodes 685 amino acids. Lineage: Eukaryota; Metazoa; Mollusca; Bivalvia; Mytilida; Mytilidae. The transcript is spliced from 16 exons.
CAUUUAAAUCGAAAGUUGAACAAUCAAUUCCCUUGAUUAUUUUGUAGAAAAGGAAAUGGUUGUAAAAAUUUUAAGGGAUGAAAUGAGAAGAAUUAUCUUAGCUACAUUUUCAUGCUGUUUAUUUGCUGCAGUGCCAAAGUUUAGCGACUUGGAUACAUGGAAAGAAAAUUCGUUGUUAGCUGGAACAUUUGUAAUUUGCAGUUGUAUACUGUUAUAUUACAUUGAAAAAAGUUCUAUUCGAACAGAAUGGAAUUCAUACAAAUCAAAGCGAUUUCUUCAAGUAAUGAAGCUUUCUAUUGACACUUCGACAGAAGUUGUGCGUAUUCUAGCAAACCAAAAUCUGCUUCAAAAUUAUGGUGGCUGUUUAACGACAUUUCUACAAGCGAAAACGCAUUAUUUCUUUCAUCAAUGGGAACCAGGAAAGUUUACUUGUGUAUGUUCUCCUGCAGGUUGUAACAUAAAAGGUUCCAAAAGUAUGAGCAAUUGGUUAUUUAAGAAGAUAUAUUCACAAAAUUCGAAUCCAGUUGGAGGCCAUUUUAUCGUUAGAAACAAAAAAGUAGAACAACAAUGUAUACAUGCCUUUACUGUUAACCCUGGACUUUCAAUAGAUACUGUUGAUAUCACAGUUCUCGUCUUCAUUUUACGACACUGUGGAGCAUUGACUGUACAGCAAUUACAAUCAUUGGAAGAAAUUGCUUUCGUUCGAAACCAAAUGUGUCAUGCUUUUAGUACAAAACAGUAUACAGAAAUGGAACUAGAUCAAAUGUGGACCACAUUAGAGCAGGCUAUUUUAUCAGUUGUCCCGCAAUCUUUCAGAGGAAUUAUUAAAGAACAAAUCAGUCUCUUAACAAGAGUAGACUUCGAAUGCGAAGAGAUUGAAAGAAUGGGAAGGAAAAUAAAUGAAAUAAAAACUAUAUUACAAGCUAUAGAUGACGGUGUAAAUAGAAAUGGAAUUUAUUCAGAAUCAAUAAAAGAAUUAGACACCAAUAUACAGAGUACCAGAGAGGAUAUAAGAGAACUUAGGAAUACUGUUGAGAAGAAUGUUUCAGAUACUAUGGAUUUUCUUCAGUGUUUUGAGGAUAGAGAAAACAGGCUUGCGAUGUAUUUUGGAAAACUUGAAAAAAAAAUUGAAAAUCUGGAAACAACCGUUCGAACAUAUGCAUGUUGUAAAGCCAUAGAAGAUGGAACAAAAGAAAUUAAUGACUCAAAAGGCAAAAAUAAUGGAAAGAUUGAUUUGUAUAUCAAGAUACCAAGUGGUCAGAUAGACGAGGCCACUGCAAUUGAAGAGCUGAGGAAAAUCGUCCAAAAGCAAAAUGAAGCGUUCAAGAUUACAUCUGUCGAAAAGAACUGUGUACUGAUCGAGUUAGAAAUACCAAGAGAUCGUUUUACAGAUGAAGUACUACUUGAAACUUCUUUUUCGUCGAUUAUACAAAGCAUCGUGCAGGCAGGACAUGUUGAUACUGGUCUAUCUGCUUCCAUGGAAUUUCAUUUCGUAAUACAAACGACUAUAACUUCUGAUGAACUUAAAGUUCUCAAGAAUAUGUCAUCCUUUACUACAUUCUCACCGAUCAAUGAUGAGCAGUCUGCAGAGUCAGAUGAAUCUUCCUGUACAGAUGACGAAGAUGUUAGACGCGUAAUUAGCGAAGAGGAAAACGUCUUCCAAACAAAGAAAUGGAGCAAACUGGAUGAUAUUGGUGGCUAUCGUGUUACUGUAGAGACAGCAGUACAAGUUGAUCUCUUGAGUGUCCCAUAUGUAAACAAGAUUACAAAAGAUAAUAAAAAUCUUCGGGAAGAAUUACAGAAGAAGAAAGAAGCUAAUAAAGACUUAAAGAAAGAACUGAAACGAUUUCAAGGAAAAAGGCAUACUAGAAAGCGUCGGAAAUUUACACAUGACUCCAGGUCAAGACAAUGUAGUCGCGGGUCUAGUAGUGUACCUAGAGAACUAGAGCAUGUAAAACCGGAAACAAGUUACAUGCACGAUGUUAUGAAGCGGUGCAACUCGGAACCAGUUCAUCUGCAAGAGUUGAUGACAACAUCGGAAUCCGAAAGUUUUUUCAUGCACGUAUCGUCAGAACUUGCCACAUCUGAAUCAGACGUCAGUAAAGUCCUAUGAAAAAACUAUAAAGACAAAUUGAAAUAAUUAUGCAUAUCAACAGAUAGAUCUCUGAGCAGGACAAUCAUGAAAUAUCGGAAACUUUAGGCACUUUUAAGAUAAUGAUUUACCAUAUGUCUAUAAAUGCACAUAAGUAUU